Molecule: messenger RNA, 2658 nt
Organism: Phaedon cochleariae (mustard beetle)
Lineage: Eukaryota; Metazoa; Arthropoda; Insecta; Coleoptera; Chrysomelidae
Source: the annotation of a GenBank genome assembly
AUUGUAUUUUAGGCUCAGGCUUUACAUGCUCAGGUUGUGCGAUUGUGAAUCGUGACUCGUGGCGUAAUGUGCACAUUUUCUAGGUUAUGCUAAAUUAUAAAAGUACCAAUAAGCUUUUAAAAAAAACUAAAAAUGCUGAAUUGAAAACAGACUCUGAGGAUACCUGUGGAGUCAUUAAUCUAUGCCUGUACAUAUAAUAAAUUAAUAUAAAUGUACCAACCAAGACUAUAGGUAAUUAUGUUCUGUAAUACAUACGAGUAUUACUGAGCGGUUUUCGAGGAGUUUUUACCGUGAAACUAGUUCAAUUCCAUUGAAAUGAAACCGGUUACUUCAGAGAUGAUUUCCCAGCCCCUUUUCGGAGCAUGGGACUACGUAGUUCUUGCCCUAGUAUUGGCUACCUCAUCAGCUAUAGGUAUAUACUACAGAUUCACAGGCGGAAAACAAAAAACAAUGAAAGAAUAUUUGCUAGCCGACCAGAACAUGUCCAUUACUCCUGUUGCCUUUUCACUUAUGGCCUCUUUCAUGUCAGCCGUAACACUAUUGGGCGUAUCCAGUGAAAAUUACACCUAUGGCAUACAGUUCAUCGUCAUCAACUUUUCCUAUGGAUUGUUCACGCCAGUAGCAGCCUAUUUAUAUCUACCUGUAUUCUUUAAAUUGCAAGCCACCAGUGCAUAUGAGUACUUAGAAAGAAGAUUUGGUAAGGUGGCUAGAUUAGCAGCAUCUUUAUGUUACACCCUCCAAAUGACCUUAUACAUGGGCAUAGUUCUAUAUGCUCCAGCCUUGGCACUAGAAGCACUCACAGGGAUAUCUCAAGUAGCUGCCAUUUUGUCAGUAGGCUUGGUCUGUACAUUUUAUUCGUCUAUUGGUGGGAUGAAAGCGGUAUUGAUGACUGACGUAUUUCAAUCAUUGCUAAUGUUUGCAGCUGUCUUCAGUAUUAUUAUAUUCGCCUGGAUUGAUACAGGUAGUCUAUCCGAAAUUUGGAGGAUUGCUGAACGGGGCAAUAGAACCAGCCUCUUAAAUUUCGAUCCCGACCCAACCGUGCGUCACACCUGGUUAUCGCUAGUGAUUGGUGGUGGUGUCACAUUCUUAUCCCUAUACGCUGUCAACCAAACGCAGGUUCAGAGAUACUUAACGAUAAAAGACCUGAAAGGGGCCCAAAAAGCGCUAUGGUGGAACUGGCCUAUUUUGACAGCUCUAAGCCUCAGUACAUCUUUUUCAGGAUUGGCAAUAUAUUCCAGAUACCACAAGUGUGAUCCUUUCAAUGCCAAGUACAUCAGCAGUUUCGAUCAGUUGAUGCCUUAUUAUGUUGUUGAAACUAUGGGACAUAUACCAGGCCUUUCAGGUUUAUUUGUGGCUGGUAUUUUCAGUGCUUCCUUAUCUACAGUAUCAGCAGCACUCAAUAGUUUGGCUGCCAUCACAAUUGAAGAUUAUAUCAAGCCACUUUAUCUUUACAUCCGUAAAAAACCACUGUCGUCAAAAGUUGCUGGGGUGCAAACAAAAUUGAUCUCCAUGGUUUUCGGAAUAAUCUCAAUAGCUGUGGCUUUCUUGGCCCAACUACUUGGAGGAGUACUACAGGCGGCCUUGACAAUUUUUGGGGUUGUCGGGGGACCACUACUGGGACUUUUCUCGUUGGGAAUGUUCACUACAAUCGCCAAUGAGGAGGGCUCUGUGACUGGUCUUGUCUGUGGAGUAGCCUUUGCCCUUUGGAUGGCCUUUGGAAAGAAACCACCUGCUGUAACAUUGGCUAGGUCCACUGAAGGCUGUGAAGCCUUUUCUAAUUCUACUGUAAUCACACCCUCACCGCCAAUUCCACAUAACACCAGUGACUAUCUCUGGAUACACCGAGUCUCUUACCUCUACAAUGGCGUAUUCGGUCUGGUGAUCACUCUCGUAAUUGGCUUACUCUUCAGUUAUAUCAUCGAAAAAUGCUCAAAUAAACCAAAGAAGGACUACGAUCCGAACCUAUUCAUUCCACCUCUGGCGAAACGAUUGAGGAGGAAAAUGAACUCAACUUUCACUCUCACCACCUUGCCUGAAAUCGGUUCCUCACUAUAUAAUUUAAUGUACUUAGUACUAAUCAUUCCCUCAGGGUAGUCCGGUUGUCAAGUGUACUUAGAUGAAAUUUACAACAAUAUUUGCAGUGUAUUUGUUGAAUUUUUACAUAGCUUUCUAAUUAUUGAGAUUGAUAUACACACUGUUCAAUUCUAUUGAGUAAAUCUACAUAUUUUAUUGCUUUUAUAUACAUUUUCCAGCUGAGGCCAGAUUAUCCUCAUAUUUUCUCUGCUCUGUAUAAAUGAUCAGUUGCAGUUGAUUUCAGCCAUUUACUGUAACUAAUCAUAAACUCAAAUGAAAACCUAGACACGCCUAUGUUUUAAGAAUGAGGAAAUAUUCUGAAGUAAAAAAUAUUGAUUUCAUGAUUAUCAUCAUCAUUUUUUCUCAAGAAUUUAACAUUCCAACCUACCUAACAAAUAAUCUAAGAAUAUUUUACUCACAAUGAGCCUAUAAUUGCCAGUAAUUGUCACAUUUUUAUUUUAAAAUUGUUAAUUGAUUGUAAAUAAUUGUUACUGUUGAAAUUGUUGAUUUUCUAUACCAUUCAAUUUUAUGAGCAAAUGUCUUCCAAAUUUUGUAUCGUUUUUUUUUAAAUAUAAAUUUUGUAUU